Molecule: messenger RNA, 1112 nt
Organism: Echinops telfairi (small Madagascar hedgehog)
Lineage: Eukaryota; Metazoa; Chordata; Mammalia; Afrosoricida; Tenrecidae
Gene: DRAXIN
Product: dorsal inhibitory axon guidance protein
Exons: 6
Coding region: 1-1050 (349 amino acids)
Biological process (GO): Wnt signaling pathway; axon guidance
Cellular component (GO): extracellular region
Source: RefSeq, a predicted model, not a curated record
AUGGCCAGGCCCCCCGCCCCUGCCACCCCCAUGCUGCUCCUAAUCCUCCUGGUGCUGCUGGAGCUCAGCCCCACAAGCUCCUUGGCCCCUGCGACCCCCGCCCAGAGCCUUCCAGAGAAUCCCAUUGGCCUCCCUCGCCCAGCGCUCUGGAAGCCUCAGACCAGCCACCACCGCCGCCGGGGCCUGGGCAAGAAGGCACAGGGUCCAGGCAUGUCUGGCCGGGCCCAGGAUGGGGCUGUGGUCUCCACCACCAGGCAGGCGUCCAGGAUGCCCAGUGCAGGGGGCCUGUUGCCUGGGCAGAGUCCUGCAGGCCUGCUGCGAGACAAGAACCUACUCCUGGGGCUGGCGCUGCCCCACCCUGAGAAGGAGAGCCGGUCCCCAGGGCUGCAGAGGGCGAAGAAGCAGGGCAGCAGACACAAGAGACGCAGGGACAGGCUGAAGCUGCAUCCAGGCCGAGCCUUGGUCCGAGGCCCCAGCUCUCUGAUGAAGAAGGCUGACUUCCUCACCGAAGACCAGGUGCGGGACGCCACCCUGGAGGAGUCUUCCACCAGCCUGGCCCCCACCAUGCUGUUCCUGACCACCCUGGAGGUGGCACCUGCCACCGAAGAGUCUGUCAUCUUGCCUGUCACCUCUCUGCGGCCCCAGGUGCAGCCCCGGCCUGAUGGGGAGGUGAUGCCCACGCUGGACAUGGCUUUGUUCGACUGGACCGAUUACGAAGACUUAAAACCUGAUGUGUGGCCCUCUGCAAAGAAGAGAGACAAACACCUGGGUCAACUCUCCAGCGAUGGCAACGAAACAUCACCGGCUGAGGGGGAACCGUGUGACCAUCACCAAGACUGCCUACCAGGCAGCUGCUGUGACCUUCGGGAACACCUCUGUACGCCCCACAACCGAGGUCUCAACAACAAGUGCUUCGACGACUGCAUGUGCGCGGAAGGGCUGCGCUGCUACGCCAAAUUCCACCGGAACCGCAGGGUCACUCGGAGGAAGGGGCGCUGCGUGGAGCCCGAGACAGCCAGCGGCGACCAGGGGUCCUUCAUCAACGUCUAGCCGUCCGUCCGCGGGGCGCCUCCCCACCAGCCUGGGGACCUGGGCGCGGGAGGUUUGGAGAC